UAUAAAUAGGGCCGUGUUCAAUUCAACAACGCUGCACAUCAAUAACAUGAUUGAGAAACAUUGUCUGAUACUGGCGUUUGUUUGGACGUUGUUUCAAUUGUCCUACGUCAUGAGCAAAGAAAUAUCUCCGGCUAAAAGAGAUGAAUUAAACAUGAAGAUCAAGCAAUACAGUGGACUCUAUAGCCUUUACAAGACUUCUGAAUGCAUUGCAUUAUUGACAGUCAAAGAACCGGAAAUCAAAUUGACUGUGAAGGAUUUUAACGAUGUUAUACGCGACAGCAAGUAUCAGAUAUUUGCGAACACUACCGUGGAUUUCCUGAGCGAACUGAAAGGCGAAUCGACUUGGAUGAAUGUAGACGAAGUAUCUUACCUGUCUCAUGACUAUAUCGGUUACUUGAAACUAGUUGAAGAGUUACAUAAUAGUACUGUAUCCGAAAAUAUUGGGAAGAAAAUGGGGAACAAGAAAGUUAAAGUUAACCUACCUGCAGUGUUUGACCACUUGGUAAAAACUCUUCGCGAUGCAUGGACUGCUAGAAAGGAUCUGUACAAGACAGCAGCUGUGUACUACAAAACCGACAAUAUGCCUGAGAAUGACUUCAUCCCAUAUGGAAAUGUAAACAUUACCGUAGAAGAGUGGGGAGAAAUUAUUGAAAGGGAAUUUAUCAAAUCAAGAGAGAAAGUUGAGCAGGAAUGUUUGCAAAUAUCAGGAAUGCAACCCAAUAUAACUGCAAUGUCUGAAUUCCAUGCUGCUGUUGUUGAACUGACUUCUGAAGUGGAAAAGCUUGAGAAGGAAAGAAUUCAGCGGUUUCAGACACUGACUCCAUUGGAUAUAAUGAAUACAGCUCUCAAUGCGAUGGAACGAGAGCUUGUUCACGAAUUCGGUGAGCAAUAUUUAUGAAACACAGUGGACAUGGAGUGUUCACAAACUCAGAAAAUUUGAUUCUUUUCUGCUGGUGGUGGUGGUGGUGUGUUAUUAAUUAAUUAAUUAUUAAUUCAUAGUAAUAAACAUUUUUUUUCUUUUGUUAAAUAAAUCCUGCUUGCAACCA
Trichobilharzia szidati is the source of this 1046-nucleotide messenger RNA. The record is from the annotation of a GenBank genome assembly. NCBI's taxonomy places the organism in Eukaryota, Metazoa, Platyhelminthes, Trematoda, Strigeidida, Schistosomatidae.